GGGCAUAAAUAAAAUUUGUUCAUCGUCCCACUCAAUGCUUUUUCUUCAUUGGAUCGAGUUACUUUUAUCAAAGGUAAAUAUUUCUCCCGUGUGUAUUUAAUUGCUUAAUUAUUUUACAUAAUUAUCAGCUAUGUAUGAGUUAUAAUAAUGCGUGAUUUUGUGAGUUUUGAAUAAAUUUGAGACUUGUGAAUUUGUAAACUAUGAAUUUAUGAUUAGGGGUUUUUUUUUUUGAAAAUUUAUGAUUAGGUUUAGUUGUACUUUAAAAAUUUUAAAAGAAGGAUUCUAAGGAUGAUCGAUUUCAACGCACGCUGCUUGAACGAGGCCGCUGGCGGCGACGGCGUUGCCCGCCUCUUCCUCUCGGCGGCGAGCUUCCGGCUGCAGGAGUACUGGAUGGCGCCCCACGAGAUCCACAGCCUGUUCCGCUCCGCGGUGGAUUUCGCCGGAGAGAUAGAGGCGGCCGCCGCCGCCGACCACCGAGAUGACACCCGCGUUGUGGUGGAGAUUGAGGUCUGCACCGUGCAGCAGGCGGGGGAGGAGAUUUUCGCCGCCUUCAACCGGGCGAUCCGGCCCGACCGUUUGCUCCCGAUGUGCGUCUUCGAGAUCCCGUUCCAUCCGUUUCCGGAAGGAAUAAUGGGACGACGUGGAAGAAGGCUUUUGUAUUACUUGCGGGACCUGCGCAGGAUUAGAGUGGAACGGGCGCUGAUGGGCGCGUGCGGGAUCUGUUCGUUUGCCGGAGCGACGCUCUUUCCCGGCGCUUCUAGCCUUCCACGCCUACAAGAGGAUUACAGUUUGAAAAUGGGGGGUCAGAAGAAUACUUCAAAAUCUAGUAAGAAUGCAGGUCAAAGUGUUUCUGCGGCAUCGAUGUUUGAUGGACUUGAGCAGCUAGGGAAUAGUGACAAUGAUGCCAUUGAUGAAGAGAUUGAAAACCGUCCCGUUGCUAUCUUUACUGGAAAGAAAAAGAAAACAUCGAGACAGAGUAAUCCGUUCUAUUUGGACAAUGACGAGGAUCCCAGCUUUAAUAAUCUGGAUACCGGUUCAUUUUGUGAUGCCACUGCUCAGGAAGAAGAUGGUACAUGUGUGAUUAUGUUUUCGGGUAAAAAGAAGUCAUCUAAAAAGAAGAAUGAUUCAGCAAUCAACACCCUCCAGGGAGAGUCCAUAGACAAGGCACCUCAUGCCAUUAGUUUUGGCAAACAGAGCUUAGCUGGAAGCCACAGAGGAAUAGAAGGAACAAAAAGCAAGCAGGUUCAAGGCAUUUCCAAGACCAAUUCUAAGAAGCAUAAGGGUGGAAAUACAGCUCAAGAAAAUGAUGAUGAAAUUGAAAGGGUUCUUGCUGAGCUCGGCGAAGGUUCACCUAUUCCUUCUCUUCGUGCUCUACCUCCUUCCAAAGAAAAGUUACCGAUGCAACCUGAACCGAAAGGUAAAACUAAGAAAAAGAAGGGUGGGGACAAGAAUGAAGAGGAGGAUGAAUACGACAGCAAUUUGGCCGAGCCGGGAGAGGCUAUUCAAACAUCAAAACUUGACCCUGCUCCUUCUCCACAAGAGGAAAAAGACAAGGAUCUUCUUCAAGCAGGAGAAGAUAUUUCUGAGAUGGAAAUAGUGGAGAGGGUGGUUGAGUCUGUGGUUGCUAAGAAGAAGAAAAAGAAAAAAGAGAAAGAAAAGGAAAAAAAGGCAGCGGCAGCAGUGGCAGUUGCAGCACCUGUGAUUGAGGAAAAGCAGGAAGCAAAAACCAAUGGCAAGGGUAAGGCCGAUAAAAAAAUCCCUAAACAUGUCAGAGAGAUGCAAGAGAGGCUUGCCAAACUCAAAGAAGCAGAAGAGAGGAAGAAAAGGGAAGAGGAGGAAAAGUUGAGGAAAGAAGAAGAACGUCUACGGCUAGAGGAGUUAGAAAGGCUUGCAGAGGAAAGGAAACGCUUAAAAAAGGAGAGGGAGAAGGAAAAAAUGUUAAAGAAGAGGCAAGAGGGGAAGUUGCUGACCGGAAAGCAGAAGGAAGAAGCUCGCAGACUAGAAAUGAUGAGAAAGCAAAUACUCACAAAUGCUUGGGGCUUACCACUCCCUGUUGGGGAGACUGGUACAGAUGGAACAAAACGGCCCAAGUACCAAACCAAGAAGGUGAAACAACAAUCCCAUGGAAAUGAUAAUUCUAUUGCUGCCACGGCUGAAAAAAGUGAUGUGAAGGAAGCCGAGCAGGAAUUUAUACCCAAGGUUCACCCUAUGGAAACAGACAAGGUUGAAGAAGUGGGUUCACUGAAGACAGAGGACAAACCAGAGAAUGCUGAUGACGAAGAAAAUAGAAUUGGUGAAGAUGGAGAUGACAACGAUUGGGAAGAAAAAAGCUGGGACGAAGAUGAUCUCAAACUCCCCGGUAGAAGGGCAUUUUCUGAUGAGGAGGUAGAUGGUGAACCCAAAGCUUUAGCUAGAAGACAGACAAAGAUUGCACAGGUAGCCGUUUGUCAUUCCAUUGCUUCCAAACAAGCCCCUGUAACUGCAACUGUUGUAUCUAAAAAUGAGGACACUAAUAGAAGGGAGUUUGAAAGCAUGGAGAAAAAUGGUCAAGAAAGAAAGGAAGAACAAAAACUUGUUGCAUUGCCAGACAUGAGAGAAAAGAGCCUCCGUUCUCCCAUUUGCUGUAUUAUGGGUCAUGUUGAUGCUGGGAAAACAAAACUCCUUGAUUGCAUACGAGGCACUAAUGUCCAAGAAGGUGAAGCAGGAGGAAUUACUCAGCAGAUUGGUGCUACUUACUUUCCUGCAGAGAAUAUAAGAGAGAGAACUAGGGAGCUUAAAGCUGGUGCUACACUGAAGGUACCUGGUUUAUUGGUUAUUGACACCCCAGGGCAUGAGUCAUUUACUAAUCUCCGCUCUCGAGGGUCUAGUUUGUGCGAUAUUGCCAUUUUAGUUGUGGACAUUAUGCAUGGAUUAGAGAAGCAAACUAUCGAGUCACUCAAUCUUCUAAAGAUGAGGAAAAUAGAGUUUAUCAUUGCUUUAAACAAGGUUGACAGGCUCUAUGGAUGGAAAAUUUGCAGUAACACACCUAUUCAGAAGGCAAUGAAACAACAGAAUGCGGAUGUAGUGCGUGAAUUUAAUGAACGGGUCAUUCAGAUAGUGACACAGUUCAAAGAACAAGGAGUGAAUUCAGAAUUGUAUUAUAAAAACAAAGAUAUGGGUAAAGAUACAUUCAGCAUUGUUCCCACUAGUGCCGUGAGUGGUGAAGGUAUUCCUGACUUAAUGCUAUUGCUUGUCCAUUGGGCUCAAAAGACGAUGGUUGAGAGACUUACAUUUAGCAAUGAAGUCCAGUGUACUGUCCUGGAGGUAAAGGUUAUUGAAGGCCAUGGGACUACAAUUGAUGUGGUACUAGUUAAUGGGGUGCUUCAUGAAGGAGACCAAAUAGUGAUUUGUGGCACCCAGGGUGAACCUAUCGUGACCACCAUCCGGGCAUUGCUGACUCCUCACCCAAUGAAAGAACUUCGAGUGAAGGGUACAUAUUUGCACCACAAAGAAAUCAAGGCUGCACAGGGCAUAAAGAUUACUGCACAGGGCCUUGAGCAUGCUAUUGCAGGCACUAGUUUGUAUGUUGUGGGACCAGAUGACGAUGUGGAUCGUAUAAAAGAAACAGCUAUGGAAGACAUGAGAGUCCUGACGUUAGCAUACCAGUCUGGCAUUGGGAUAGGACCGGUACACAAAAAGGAUGUCAUGAAAGCUAGUGUCAUGCUUGAGAAGAAGAAAGAAUAUGCAACAAUCCUUGCUUUCGAUGUUAAAGUCACUCAAGAGGCUCGUGAACUUGCAGAUGAAUAUGGUGUGAAGAUUUUCAUUGCUGAUAUUAUAUAUCAUUUGUUUGAUCAAUUCAAAGCCUACAUUGAUAAUCUCAAGGAGGAAAAGAAGAAGGAAGUUGCUGAGGAAGCAGUGUUUCCCUGUGUUCUUAAGAUUGCACCUCGUAGCAUUUUCAAUACGAAGAAUCCCAUCAUUCUGGGCAUUGAUGUUCUUAAAGGCAUAGCUCGGGUUGGGACUCCUAUUUGUAUUCCUUCAAAGGGCUUUGUUGAGAUUGGUCGAAUUGCUUCUAUCGAAAACAACCAUAAACCUGUCAGCUCUGCAAAGAAAGGAGAAAGAGUGUGCAUUAAGAUCGUUGGGUCAAAUUCUGAAGAGCAACAGAAGAUGUUUGGCAGACAUUUUGGCGAGAAAGAUGAACUCGUCAGCAAGAUUUCUAGGAGAUCAAUUGACAUAGUCAAGGAGCAUUUCAGGAAAGAUCUUUCUGACGAAGAAUGGGAUCUGCUUAGGAAACUGAAGAGCAUCUUCAAGAUACAAUAAUGAGGUGUCAAUGUUAGUUGUUUCCACGAAUUCUCAAGCAUUGAAGAGGCAACUGAUUCCAGUGAAAGCUCACUCACUAUUUGG
Cuscuta campestris is the source of this 4380-nucleotide messenger RNA. NCBI's taxonomy places the organism in Eukaryota, Viridiplantae, Streptophyta, Magnoliopsida, Solanales, Convolvulaceae. The record is from the annotation of a GenBank genome assembly.